AUGCUUUGUCAGUGGGCAUGGCGGACAGCCAAUGCAAAGAAUGACACAGAAAUAAGCUGCCGAGGCGUCCCGGGCGUCAGAGUCCCAGGCCUCCAGAUGGAGGUUCAGGAGUCCCGUGUGUGGAAAGAUUUAAAUGAUACCGAGAGCAGCAUAAAGAACAGAACCAUUUUCUGGCGCGGCAGCUCGAUUUUCUGGAUGACCGGGUUCAAGAAGUACCCAGUCAGCGAAUUUCCUUUCGACAGGCACGUGAUUUGCUUGCAACAAAUAGACUUUGUGUGGCGUGUCCACCGUGAUGACGACACCUUCUACGAUUCCAUGAAGGUUGCCUGGCUAGAUAUUGAGACGUCCUCCGUGCUGGCAGAGUGGUCUCCGCUUCCUGCAACUGUGCACCCAUGCGAUGAUGGGGAGAAGCUGGCGAACUCAGACGUCAAAGGUUCCAACCUGCCGUUUGCAACCAAGUUUCAAAUCCGCUUGCGGAUUGAGCGCAAGCAUGGGUUUUACGUGCGGCAGAUCCUUGUGAUCUCAACUCUGAUUACGUUGAGCUCUUGCUCGCCGUUGGCAAUGCCCCCAACAGAGGACCACAUGGGUGACCGUCUUUCCGUCUAUGGUGGAGGACUGUUGACUCUGGUGGCGUUUAAGUACGGCAUCAUGGAUCAUUUGCCAAGCGUUCCCUACUCCACCUUCACCGACGACUUCCUCAUGGGCCAAAUCAUCACCAUUGCGUUCUGCAUUCUUGAGUGCUUGGUGGUCUACAGGUACACUUUGGUCAAGACUUGGAUUGACGAGUUGGAGAAUUACUUUCUCGUCAUUCUGGGAAUCGGCUGGGGCUCCCUGCUGAGUUACGCCUGGUUUUUCAAGCCGACCAUGCGGAGCAAGUGGUGCAGAGUGCAUGAGGAGCAGAUGGACGACUUUGAGCUUGCACAGGCAGACCCAGUCUUUCCCAGCAAGAGCUCUCGAAGCCUUUUCGACC
Molecule: messenger RNA, 970 nt
Organism: Symbiodinium natans
Lineage: Eukaryota; Dinophyceae; Suessiales; Symbiodiniaceae
Source: the annotation of a GenBank genome assembly